AUGUCAUAUAAUUUUACAGGAACACCAACUGGACACGGAACUGGUGGAGACACGUUAACCACCGAUUUAAACACACAAUAUGAUAUGGUCAACAUGCUCUGGCUAGGUGUAUGCGCACCAGGUGUUUGGUUAAUGGUUCCUGGUAUUGGAUUAUUAUAUUCAGGAUUAGCAAGGAAAAAACAUGCCCUAUCAUUGCUUUGGGCUUCAUUAAUGGCGAGCGCCGUCUGUAUGUUCCAAUGGUUCUUUUGGGGGUAUUCUUUAGCUUUCUCUCAUCAUACUAAGGGCAAUGGGUUUAUUGGUACUUUAGAAUUUUUCGGAUUUAGAGAUGUAUUAGGUGCUCCAUCAUCUGUUUCAGCUGUACCAGAUAUAGUGUUUGCUGUAUUUCAAGGAAUGUUUGCUGCAGUUACCGGGGUACUAAUGUUAGGUGGUGCUUGUGAAAGAGCUCGUUUGUUCCCAAUGAUGGUCUUCUUAUUCUUAUGGAUGACAAUAGUCUAUUGUCCUAUUGCUUGUUGGGCAUGGAAUGCAUCAGGUUGGUUGGCUAAAUUAGGUGCUCUAGAUUACGCGGGUGGGUUAGCUGUUCAUAUCAGCUCAGGUCAUGGAGGUCUAAUUUAUGCUUUGAUAUUAGGUAAAAGAAAUGAUCCUGUUGCUAAGAAUGGGAUGCCAAAAUAUAAACCACAUUCUAUUACAUCUGUUGUAUUGGGAACCGUUUUCCUAUGGUUCGGAUGGCAAUUCUUUAAUGAAGGUUCUGCUGGUAAUGCAACCAUCAGGGCCUGGUAUUCCGGUAUGUCGACAAAUCUGGCUGCAGGAUGUGGUGGUUUGACUUGGUUGUUUAUCGAUUAUUUCAGAUGUGGGAAGAAAUGGACCACUGUCGGCUUAUGCUCUGGUAUUAUUGCAGGUUUAGUCGGUAUCACACCCGCGGCUGGGUUUGUUCCCAUUUGGGCAUCUGUAAUUAUCGGUAUAUUGACUGCUGCUGGUUGUAAUGUUGCCGUUGACUUCAAAAGUUUGCUACGUAUUGAUGACGGUCUAGAUUGUUGGGCGUUGCAUGGUGUCGGUGGUGUUAUUGGCUCCGUUUUAACUGGGAUAUUUGCUGCUGAUUAUGUAAACGCAUCAGCUGGCUCAUAUGCGGCCCCAAUUGAAGGUGGUUGGAUAAAUCAUCAUUGGAAACAAGUGGGUUACCAACUAGCUGGCGUAUGUGCUGCCAUCGCAUGGUCAACAACUGUAACGGCAAUCAUACUAUUGGCAAUGGAUAAGAUACCAUUUUUAAGGUUGAGAUUAAGGCCUGAAGAGGAAGAAUUAGGUACAGAUGAAGCACAAAUCGGUGAAUUUACAUAUCAAGAAGAUACUAUCUUUGUCCCAGAACCAAUAAGGUCCCAUGUUUCAGGAGAGGUUCCUGUUGCAGAAGCUAUUGAUGACAAAAUUAUGGGUGAACCUAAAAAUGCAAGUGUUAAAUCAGAUAGCACUUCAAAUUAG
This is a messenger RNA of Naumovozyma dairenensis CBS 421, 1470 nucleotides long. RefSeq names its product ammonium permease MEP2 (gene MEP2). The transcript has a single exon. Bases 1 to 1470 code for a protein of 489 amino acids. Gene Ontology annotation, molecular function: ammonium channel activity. The record is from RefSeq and is a predicted model, not a curated record. Gene Ontology annotation, cellular component: plasma membrane. Gene Ontology annotation, biological process: ammonium transmembrane transport. NCBI's taxonomy places the organism in Eukaryota, Fungi, Ascomycota, Saccharomycetes, Saccharomycetales, Saccharomycetaceae.